Messenger RNA from Ilyonectria robusta, 1361 nucleotides. RefSeq lists its product as uncharacterized. The transcript has 2 exons. Lineage: Eukaryota; Fungi; Ascomycota; Sordariomycetes; Hypocreales; Nectriaceae. Bases 1 to 1281 code for a protein of 426 amino acids. The record is from RefSeq and is a predicted model, not a curated record.
AUGCCACAUCAUUUCACCCUUCCCAUCCGCCCCCAUCCUCGGACCAUCCCCUCUGGUCAUGACUCCCACAACAACCAGAUCACCUUUAACGCUGAGCCCACUCCAGCUUGCGCUCUGAAGCGUGCUCCCAUCCGCUCUCGCCGACGGUCCGACCCCCGUGGGAGGAUCGUUACUCGACAUCGUCUCACUCAGGAGAACUCCAGGCCAGAGAUAAUCAAGGAUGAUGAUGCCGCCUCAGCAGCGUUCUCAAGCUUCGAUCCCGCCGACUCGAAUACUUGGACUACAAACCCGCCCCCAUUUCUUCAAAAUGGCGCCAUGUUCCCUUCGUCGCCCUACGAACACACCCAGGAUGAGCAGGCCCUGGUUGGCGAAAACCUCAGGUUAGGUUCAUCAGAGUCUCUAUCCCCUGAGCCUCAGAUUACUCGGGUACGAAGCACCUCCUCGUCGUACCCUUCCAAGGGCAUUCGAUCAACUCAAUCGCCUGUGUCUGAACUGCCUCUUCACACCCUGAGUCUCUCAAAUCUUUCCCAGUUCGGACCUUCCAAUCGCCGCUUAUCCCAGUUCCAUUCGAGCUCAACAUCGUCCAAGCAACGGUCUGUUAGUACUUCGGGUAGCACACAAGAGGCCAUCGCGGAAGCUGCGGCUGUCAUUACACAGUGGCAAGGAGAGCGCGAGCCCAUCGCGUCGUACCAUCGCUAUGAACUCAAUUCAAGUGCGGAAAUACUGCCCGAAGACUCAACAUUCCAACAAGCAAGGUUGGGCAGCGAAGAAAGCUCUACUAGAACCUCGGCCGAGUCCAAGCCCCCGCGCUAUAGUGAGGUGAUGGCGAUCAAGAACCAAUACGACGGGGUAGGCGAUGCUCCUCACCCUGAGAGCCCGCUUCCUUCGGCAUAUCAACGCACGGGGCCUAAAGGAACAAAGCGCAAGCCCUCCCAGUUUUCCCUUCGAAGUCUUUCGAAGCCUUUUGCAAAGCGACCACGCCUCGAGAUCAAGAGAUUGGCCAGUAACGCGUAUCAGGACAGCACCCGUCAGUUCAGCCGUGCCCGCGAAUCAAUGAGGCGCCAGCGCGAUGAGGAGAUGAAACAAUAUGCUGCCUGGAAGGCCUUGCGGCGCCGAAACAAGCCCGGAGAUGCAAUCAAGGGAAAGAUUGAAAAGGGGUUUGGGACUUUCUCGAUUGAGCGGAGUCGCUAUGGACAUAAGAUGUGGUGGAAGGACGGCGUCGAGAAGUAUCAUGCACCAGAGUGGAUGCAAUUCGGGUCGUCGUUCAAGAUGCAAAAAUGAAGGAGGUGGGGGUGUACGUUAAUUAUAAUAGUCAUUAAGGGGUAUCAGCAGGAUACAAAUACCAGACGCACUUGAAUAGG